This is a messenger RNA of Xenia sp. Carnegie-2017, 1611 nucleotides long. Its product is annotated as phosphoserine aminotransferase-like. Gene Ontology annotation, cellular component: cytoplasm. The coding region runs from base 325 to 1521 and encodes 398 amino acids. The transcript has 16 exons. NCBI's taxonomy places the organism in Eukaryota, Metazoa, Cnidaria, Anthozoa, Malacalcyonacea, Xeniidae. The record is from RefSeq and is a predicted model, not a curated record. Gene Ontology annotation, biological process: L-serine biosynthetic process. Gene Ontology annotation, molecular function: pyridoxal phosphate binding; O-phospho-L-serine:2-oxoglutarate transaminase activity.
GGGUGCGAAGCGCGAAGCGUUGGCGGCCGGUGAAGUUGUCACGAGCGCGAGCGCAAAUGACGCAAGCAGUUUUUCGUCGUCAAAAUUUGCUAUAAAUUUGCGAGGGAAGAUACCAGAAAUUCACCAGCAAGGUUCAAAUUUCAAGUUAUCGACCCGGGAUUUAACAUUCUCUGGGAAAUAGUGACUUUGGACUUCGUAAAAGCAUUGAAGUUGCGUGAGAACCAAUCAAAGAAAGGAAAAGCGAAAAGACCACCGGAAGUAAAAAUGGUAAUACACAUUGUGGUUAAAUUGGUCACACAAAUAUAAAAGCUCUUUGACCUUCAGAUGCUAAAUUGUUUGGCUGCUUUGCCAAAUAGAGCAUAUUUUUUAUGUAAAAAUAUUCAGAGAACAUUUAGUAAAAAUAUUGAAAAAAAAUUAUAUAGGAUGGUCAAAGCCAACGAGAAAAAAGUGAUCAAUUUUGCACCAGGACCGGCUAAACUUCCACAGGAGGUACUUAUACAAGCUCAGAAAGAAAUGCUUAAUUAUGAAAAUACUGGAGUCAGUGUUAUGGAAUUGAGUCAUCGCUCAAAGGAAUAUGGCGCAAUUAAUCAAGAGACCAAUGAUAAUUUAAGAAAAAUUUUGGGUGUGCCAAAUAACUACAAGAUUUUAUUCUGUCAAGGUGGUGGGAAUGGACAAUUUUCAUUUGUACCAAUGAAUCUGAUGAAAGAGGGAGGUUCUGCGGAUUAUUUGGUCACAGGAACAUGGUCAUCAAAAGCUGCUGUUGAGGGUGCAAAACAUGGAAAAGUCAAUUAUGUUUUUCCCAAACCUAAGACAUUUAAUGGAAUUCCGGAUGUGUCAGAGUGGAACUUUGACAAGGAUGCAUCUUAUGUUUAUUAUUGUGAUAAUGAAACAGUACAAGGUGUGGAAUUUAACUUCAUCCCUGAGACAAAUGGUGUUCCAUUAGUUUGCGACAUGUCAUCUAACUUCUUGACUAAACCAGUGGAUGUUUCAAAAUAUGGUUGUAUUUUUGCUGGUGCUCAAAAGAACAUUGGUUGUGCUGGAGUUACUGUUGUUAUCAUUCGAGAAGAUUUACUUGGCAAAAGUUUAUCAUAUUGUCCAACAAGUUUCAAUUAUAAAGUGGUUGCUGAUUCAAAUUCCCUCUACAACACUCCUCCAACAUAUAGUGUUUACAUUAUGGGUCUUGUUUUAAAGUGGAUACUGAAGGAAGGUGGUUUGAAUGAAAUGACGAAAAGAUCUGCAUUGAAAUCCUCCACAUUGUAUAAGAAAAUCAGCGAUUCUAAUGGAUUUUUCAAAUCAAUUGUGGAAAGCAAAGCAUGCUCCAGAGUAAAUGUGGUAAUGAGAUUGCCAACAGAAGAUUUAGAGAAGAAAUUUGUUACUGAAGCGGGCGAACAAGGUUUCAUGCAUGUUAAAGGACACAGGUCAGUCGGUGGUCUAAGAAUAUCACUGUACAAUGCAAUCACAAUCAAUGAAGUGGAACAGUUAUUAGAAUUUAUGACAAACUUCCAAGAACAAAAUCAAUAAGAUGGAUAAUAUGUUUGUGGGAUUAUAACUAGUAAUGUAUAAUGCAUUAUGUAUGUAAUUGCCAAAGAAAUGGGUUUGAAAAUCGUUCAA